Messenger RNA from Oncorhynchus kisutch (coho salmon), 6329 nucleotides. RefSeq names its product coiled-coil and C2 domain-containing protein 1A. The record is from RefSeq and is a predicted model, not a curated record. Lineage: Eukaryota; Metazoa; Chordata; Actinopteri; Salmoniformes; Salmonidae. The transcript is spliced from 26 exons. Gene Ontology annotation, molecular function: DNA-binding transcription repressor activity, RNA polymerase II-specific. Bases 211 to 3027 code for a protein of 938 amino acids.
ACCCAAUGCAGGAAGUAGGAAGUAGCCAAUGUACACACCUUUUCGUGUUUUUAAAAGCUCUCUAACUAGCAAUACUUUAUACGUGACUAGGGUUCUCACGUAUGUUUUCGAAAUGAUCAGUCGUCGUAUGGACUAAGAAAGCGCUCACCAUAUGGUCCGUGGAUAACGUAUGACAAGUUGUGCCACAGGUCCGUUGACAAGGUUCUCUCCAUGAGUCACAGUCGGAACCCCCCGCCCAGGGGACAGGGGGCAGCGCGAGCCAAACAGAUGGGGCUGCUCCUGGAUCUGUCUCCGGAUGGAGGGAUGGAUGGAGGAGGAAAUGAAAAAGAGCUGGAGGCGGAGCUACUGGCUCUGAUGGGCGGGGGCGGGUCCCAGGGGAAGAAAGGGACAGGAAAAGCUCCAGUUCCCAUGGCUGAUAUCGAGCGUAUGGCGGCUCUGUGUAUGAAGGACCUUGAUGAGGAUGAUGAUGAUGGGGAUGAUGAUCUGGAGGAUGAUGAUGAUCUCCUGGCUGAGCUGAAUGAGGUUUUGGAGGAUGAUGAUGAUGAAGAGGUUCAGAAACCUGCCACCACUCCAAGCUCUAACUCCACCCCCUGCUCCACCCCCAGCACUCCUAGUGGUGCAACCGGGCUGGAGGCCUGCCUGGCUGAACGCAUUAACAUGUACCAGACAGCCAUCUCCAAUGCUAAUGCAGAGGGGGAGACCAGCAAGGCUCGCAGAUACGACCGCGGAUUGAAGACGUUGCAGUCCAUGAUGACAUCAGCCAAGAAAGGAAAACCGAUCAGCGAAGAGGAAAUCCCGCCUCCUGUCUCCACAGGUGGAAAGCCUGCCCCAGCCCCCGUGCAGCAGCCUAAACCAAUCAAAGAGCAGGGGCUGCCAACCCCAGUGCUGACGCCCUCCCCGUUCACCAAUCAGAAGCCACUGAGGGAGGCUCCGCCUGUUGCCCUGCCUCCUAAGCCCCGCCUCCUGGUCCCCCCUCAGAAACACACUGCCGUUACCCCGGAUACACCUGCUAUCUCCCCCCUCACCCCUAUUCAACCAGACGCACGGCACUCAGAGUUGAAGCAGUGUGUUCUAAACAGACAGAGGGAGUAUAAGCUGGCAGCCCUCCACGCCAAGCAGGGAGGAGAGUCAGAGCUGGCCAGACAACACUACCACAUCGCCAAGAAACUAGACCCAGUAGUAGAGGCGUUGGACAGAGGGGAACCAGUGGACCUCAGCUCUCUACCUCCCCCUCCAGGAGAUGCAGUGGUAGAGCGUUCAGCUCCUCCCCAGUCUUCCUCCAGGCCCUCCCCUGCAGCUCCCCCGGCGGCCGACUCCGCCCUCCCAGCCCCAGGCAAUGUAGGGGAAGCGUUACAACAGAGGAUGGACAGAUACAAAGCUGCAGCAGAGGGGGCCAAGAGCAAAGGAGACGACCGCAAGGCACGCAUGCACCAGCGCAUCGUCAAGCAAUACCAGGAUGCCAUCAGGUCUCAUAAGGCUGGACGCCCAGUCAACCUGGCUGAUCUUCCUGUACCACCAGGCUGUCCUCCGCUGCAGGGCUCAGAGAGCAGCCAGCAGAACUUCAUGGGCGUCCUGGAGACGGCCAUGAAACUAGCCAAUCAGGACGCAGACGCAGAGGAUGAGGUCGGAACAGAGGAAUUGGCCAAGCCUGCAGUGGGAGCUCCAGUCCAGAAAGGCAAAGCCCCGACCCCUCUCACACCAGGUUCUGGAGGCAACACAACACAGGGCUCUAGACUGGGGCUUAAAGCCCAGCAGCAGUUGGACUUCCUGUUGCUGCGGCGACAGGCGUUCAUCCGCGCGGCGCUGCGUUCUAAACAGAUGAAGGACAUGCAGGGAGCGGCGGUCCAUCUCCGACACGCUAAAGGACUGGACCAGAUGAUCAGCGCCACCAAGGGAGGCCUGCCUGUAGACAUCACCAAGGUCCCCAGUGCUCCAGUCAGUGAGGAGGACUACUCUCUGGCUCGGUCUCGUUCCUCUCCUCGCUCCUCAGAGCAAUACAACAGCCUCAUGGAGCUCCUCCGACAGCAGCACCAGAAAUGUCUGGGCUACUCCCAGCAGUUCACUCACAUGGGAAGUGUGGCCGAGACCUCCAGGUUUGAGAAGAUGGCAGAGGAGUGUAUGCAGAACAUUGAGGUGCUGAAGAUGGCCCACGCCAAGGGCCAACCUGUCCCCAAAUACCACACUGAGGAGAGGACCUUCAACACUGUCAAAAUGUAUCCUGACCUGACAGCCAAUGAGAUGACGCUGUACAUCGUGAAGGGCAUCAAUCUACCUGCUCCAUCAGGAGUCUCUGCCAGUGAUCUGGACACCAGUGUGCGCUUUGAGUUUCCUUUUCCUAGUAUGGAGGAGGCCCAGAGGGAUAAGACCAGUACAGUGAAGAACAGCAACAGUCCAGAGUUUAAAGAGAAGUUUAACCUGAACAUCAACCGUCAACACAGAGGCUUCAAGAGGGUCGUCCAGGCCAAAGGCAUCAAGUUUGACAUCAUCCACAAGGGGGGUCUGUUCAAGGGGGACAAAGUGUUGGGGAACGCUCAGCUGAAGCUGGACUCACUGGAGAACCAAUGUGACAUCAGACAGAUUAUAGAGGUGUUGGAUGGUCGUAAGGCUACGGGGGGUAAGCUGGAGGUGAGGGUGAAGAUUCGGGAGCCGCUGGGAGGAGCACAGCUUCAGAUCACCACAGAGAAAUGGCUGGUCCUUGACCCUGUACCAAUCACCACCCCCGACAGAGAGAGAGAACAACAGAUUGGUGAUUACAGGAAGAGUAGGCGGGAUCCUCCGUCUGACCUGGUACAGCAACACAAGGAGGUCACACACAGGCUGCAGUGGCAGAAAGCCCAGCUAGAGAGAGGCUCCCCUACUCUACUGUCAGAGUAUGAGAAUAUUUUGCAGCGUUUUGCCCAGGGCCUUGCUGAGUCAGUGAAGAGGUUUUCCAGCCAAGGCAACAGGGAUGCUGCUAAGGACGCUCUGGGACGGCUGAAGAUGGUGGAGACUGAGUUGGAAUCUCUCAAGAGGAAACGCCUGGUCUGAGAAGAGGAGGACAGAGGGACUGGAGAGUUGUCUGGAGUACUGUUAUGUUCCUCACACAGACACACAGCCAAUCACCUUCAACAUCUUCCUGCCACUCCUCUGCUCCUCUCUGCUCCUCUCGGCUCCUCUCUGCUCCUCUGUGCUCCUCUGUGCUCCUCUGUGCUCCUCUCGGCUCCUCUCUGCUCCUCUCUGCUCCUCUCUGCCUCCUCUCUGCUCCUCUGUGCUCCUCUGUGCUCCUCUCUGCUCCUCUCGGCUCCUCUCUGCUCCUCUCGGCUCCUCUCGGCUCCUCUCUGCUCCUCUCUGCUCCUCUCUGCCUCCUCUCUGCUCCUCUGUGCUCCUCUGUGCUCCUCUGUGCUCCUCUCUGCUCCUCUGUGCUCCUCUCUGCUCCUCUCUGCUCCUCUCUGCUCCUCUCUGCUCCUCUCGGCUCCUCUCUGCUCCUCUCUGCUCCUCUCUGCUCCUCUCUGCUCCUCUCGGCUCCUCUCUGCUCCUCUCGGCUCCUCUCUGCUCCUCUCUGCCUCCUCUCUGCUCCUCUCUGCUCCUCUCUGCUCCUCUCGGCUCCUCUCGGCUCCUCUCUGCUCCUCCACUAAUGCUGUUCCUUUUACUCUGCUCUUUACUUUGUAUUGUCAUUCAUUCAAUCAGUUAGGAAGAAGAACCCAUUUGAAUUAAAUAGACCUGCCUCCCAAAUGGCACCCUAUUCCCUAUAUAGUGCACUACUUUAGACCAGGGCCCAUAGGGACUAAUAUAGGGAAUAGGGCACCAUUGAGGAACACUGGCAGAAUGGGAUCCUGUGAGAUUGAUAGUGACAUGAAGACAGAAUGCAGGGCAGGACAGAGAAAGGCUUAUUUGCACUUGAAAACAAAAACACUACCGAUUAUUACCAAAACCCUGCCGCCUUCACUAUAGUCUUUAAAGUCCUUCAAUGGCUCUCUCUCUCUCUCUCUCUCUCUCUCUCUCUCUCUCUCUCUCUCUCUCUCUCUCUCUCUCUCUCUCUCUGUUUCAGAGUGGUGUGUGUAACUCCUGGUCUCCACAUUGUGUGUGUGUGUGUGUGUGCGCGCGUGCGAUGUUAAUGAGCUUAAUCUAAUCUGUCUGCUCCACUAUUCCCAGAUUACUGUAAUAUGACCCGUUUGGUGCCGUGUGAUAUGGGAACUACACGGAAACGGGAACUAUAUCCCAUAAGGAGGGAUUAGCGAACACUGGUGUCGCCAUGGAGACAUCUCAUUCAGGGAAGUGAGGAGAGGAGGUACCCCAGGGGUUAAAUUGAAGAGGACAGGAUUAGAAUUCGUGGAGAACAGACCAGUAGCUGUAAAACCCACAGGAUUGUCUUUGAAUUGGGAUAGAGGUUCUCUAUUCAUUGUAAUGCUAUGGUACGGAGUCUGGGAGCCCCUUUAAAAGGACCCUUCUUAUAGGACCAUAUUUAGCCUAUUGUGAUGUCAUCAAUUUGGCUUGCGUCAAGUUGCUAUGACGUCAUCAGUUAGAAUGUUCAAAGGACUGCGUCAUCACCACAUUGUGAUGUCAUCAGUUAGAGGGUGUGUUCCUCUGUUCAGAUGUUGCUGACGCCAGAUCUUACAUCGCCUGGAUAGGUAUUUUACAUUUUGCAGAGAGGGACAGAUGGGCAGAGAGAAGGGCAGACGGACAGGCAGAGCUUGUCAGAGGGGACACUGUUUAGUCAGUGUGGUUUGGUCGUGGUGGGCCGGCGACCACAGCUGCCUAUAGUGUUGAGGUCAGCCCCUUUUCUCAGAUUUUGGAUAGAGAAAGGAGGUCUCCUCCUCUACCCCUCUAUAGACCCAGACACCCUGAGGUCUCCUCCUGUACCCCUCUAUAGACCCAGACACCCUGAGGUCUCCUCCUGUACCCCUCUAUAGACCCAGACACCCUGAGGUCUCCUCCUCUACCCCUCUAUAUAUCCAGACACCCUGAGGUCUCCUCCUGUACCCCUCUAUUGACCCAGACACCCUGAGGUCUCCUCCUGUACCCCUCUAUUGACCCAGACACCCUGAGGUCUCCUCCUGUACCCCUCUAUAGACCCAGACACCCUGAGGUCUCCUCCUCUACCCCUCUAUAGAUCCAGACACCCUGAGGUCUCCUCCUCUACCCCUCUAUAGACCCAGACACCCUGAGGUCUCCUCCUGUACCCCUCUAUAGACCCAGACACCCUGAGGUCUCCUCCUGUACCCCUCUAUAGACCCAGACACCCUGAGGUCUCCUCCUGUACCCCUCUAUAGACCCAGACACCCUGAGGUCUCCUCCUCUACCCCUCUAUAGACCCAGACACCCUGAGGUCUCCUCCUCUACCCCUCUAUAGACCCAGACACCCUGAGGUCUCCUCCUCUACCCCUCUAUAGACCCAGACACCCUGAGGUCUCUCUCCUCUCUCCCUCUCUACACUACAACAGUAAUUUAGUAGCCUACUGUAGUGGGAUCUGUCUCUGUAUCCACAGCAUCUGAGUUGGAGUGCUGAUCCAGGAUCAGGUUCCAACCUGUCCAUAUAAUUUGAUUCAUUAUGAGCUAAAAGGCAAAACUGAUCCUACAUUAUGACAUCACUCCAUACUAGAUCUACUCUGAGAAGCUUUGAGGAUACAGGCCAAGUCCCCCAGUCCUGGUGGCUAAACUGAUCCUGGAUCAGCACUGCUGCUCUGAGAAGCUUUGUGGAUACAGGCCCAGUCCCCCAGUCCUGGUGGCUAAACUGAUCCUGGAUCAGCACUGCUGCUCUGAGAAGCUUUGUGGAAACAGGCCCAGUCCCCCAGUCCUGGUGGCUAAACUGAUCCCAGAUCAGUACUGCUGCUCUGAGAAGCUUUGUGGAAACAGGCCCAGUCGUGGUGGCUAAACUGAUCCUGGAUCAGCACUGCUGCUCUGAGAAGCUUUGUGGAAACAGGCCCAGUCCCCCAGUCGUGGUGGCUAAACUGAUCCCAGAUCAGUACUGCUGCUCUGAGAAGCUUUGUGGAAACAGGCCCAGUCCCCCAGUCCUGGUGGCUAAACUGAUCCCAGAUCAGUACUGCUGCUCUGAGAAGCUUUGUGGAAACAGGCCCAGUCCCCCAGUCCUGGUGGCUAAACUGAUCCCAGAUCAGCACCGUUUUUUGUUUGGUUUGUUUUUUAUGUUUAAAACAUGUAUCCAUUGUUGGCAAUCAGUCAGUAUAGACCUGUUAAUAUAUUAUAUAUACAGCAUUGACUAUGGCUCUAUUUUUAAAUGAAGAACAUGUGUGUGUCCAAAGGUGAUGGAGAAUGAACUAUUAACUGGCAUUAUAAUGAUGUGGUCAAAUGUCUUGGGAUGGGAAUCAUGGUUGGAUUAAAAUACCAGAAUGAAU